Messenger RNA from Salvelinus namaycush (lake trout), 1950 nucleotides. RefSeq names its product SKI family transcriptional corepressor 2-like. The record is from RefSeq and is a predicted model, not a curated record. NCBI's taxonomy places the organism in Eukaryota, Metazoa, Chordata, Actinopteri, Salmoniformes, Salmonidae. The annotation marks the transcript as partial. The transcript has 5 exons. Gene Ontology annotation, biological process: negative regulation of transcription by RNA polymerase II; negative regulation of BMP signaling pathway. Gene Ontology annotation, molecular function: SMAD binding; DNA-binding transcription factor activity, RNA polymerase II-specific; RNA polymerase II cis-regulatory region sequence-specific DNA binding. Gene Ontology annotation, cellular component: transcription regulator complex; nucleus.
CAUCUCCUCCUCAUCUCCCCCUCCUCCUCCUACACCAGCGCUACCAUGACGACCCCCCCCAGACCCCCCCACUCCUCCUCCCUGAAGCUCAACCAGGUGGGUCAAGUGGUUCUGUAUGGUGUACCCAUCGUCUCCUUGGUGAUCGACCAUCAGGAGCGGCUGUGUCUGGCCCAGAUCUCCAACACUUUGCUGAAGAACUACAGCUAUAACGAGAUCCACAACCGCCGCGUGGCGCUGGGUAUCACCUGUGUUCAGUGCACCCCUGUCCAGCUGGAGAUCCUGAGGCGAGCUGGCGCCAUGCCCAUCUCCUCCCGCCGCUGUGGCAUGAUCACCAAGCGAGAGGCGGAGCGGCUGUGUAAGUCCUUCCUGGGAGAGAACAACCCCCCCAAACUGCCCGACAACUUCGCCUUUGAUGUGUCACACGAGUGUGCCUGGGGUAGCCGUGGUAACUUCAUCCCAGCGCGCUACAACAGCAGCAGAGCCAAGUGCAUCAAGUGUUCCUACUGCAGCAUGUACUUCUCUCCUAACAAGUUCAUCUUCCACUCUCACCGUACUCCUGAAGCCAAGUACACCCAGCCGGACGCUGCUAACUUCAACUCCUGGAGACGCCACCUGAAGCUGUCAGAUAAAACCCCUCCUGACGACCUGGCGUUUGCCUGGGAGGACGUGAAGGCCAUGUUUAAUGGUGGCAGCAGGAAGCGGUGUCUACCCUCAUCUCACUGCUCCCCCAUGGGGCCGGGAAAGGUUGUGAACUCUGGUCUGCCCCACAUGAUGACCCCUGACCUGGUCCAGAAGAGGAGCCGCUUCGAGGAGGAGGAGGACCUGGAUGGAAGCAGCCUGUCUCCCCGUAAGAACCCUCGCAGCUACCCGGUGAUCCCUGUGCCCAGUAAAGGGUUUGGCAUGCUGCAGAAGUUUGCCCCCACUUCCCUGUUCCCCAACCCUUACUCCUUCCCAGCCUUCAGCCUCUGUCAGCAGAAGAAAGAUGACAGUGAGGUGAUGACAGUGAAGAACACUGGUCUGUCAGGUCUGCUGUGGCCCGGUCGUAAAGACACCUUCUAUCCUCCGUUCUGCAUGUUCUGGCCCCCUAGGGCUGCUGGGGGCCUCCCGGUGCCCACCUACCUGCAGCCACAGCCCUCCGUCAACACUCUGUCCUCAUUGGCCGAGAGCCCCUCCCUCAGGCAGGCCUUCCUCGACAUCUCAGAGCCCCCACACCCAGGGGCAGGGCCAGGCAUGGGAGCCACACCCAGGUCAGGUCUGUUUGACCUUGACUCCUCCACCCUGACCUCUGACUUGCACCCUGUGACCUCAGAGGGCUGGCUGAAGGUGUUGGACAACCCCUCUCUCCAGGCCAGGAGAGCCUACUACCACUCAGCCUUCCGACCCGUCGUCAAGGACGCAGAAAGCAUCGCCAAGCUCCAUGGCAACCUGGAGGAGUUUGGGUCAGAGCUCCACCUGUCCCCCGGGACCAGCUGCAGCUACGCCUCUGAGAGCGGAGGAGAGGGGGAGGAGGAAGGAGAGGUGGAUGUAGAGACCAAGCAGGAUGAAGAGGAGGAGGAACACUUCAACAGACCAACCCCACCACAGACACACAGCGGCCUGCACCUCCGAGGGCUGACUGAAGGAUCAGGACCUUGGGAGAGAGGAGAGAAAGAGGCUGUCACCUUCCCCUGCAGCCCUGCAGAUCACAGCCAGGACCAGAGCAGCAGUAGCCUGCCUGCCUCUCCUCCUGCUCCCCCUGCCAGCCCCACACACACCCCGCUGCAACUGGAGGACCAGUCCUACAAACAUGUCAAAACUCAUAAAAGCAGAGACCAUGGACUGCCUGUUUGUGCAACCAAAGAAAACUCCAAAACAGCUGAUGAAAACAAAGAACCUAGCAACUUCUUUGUAUCAGAGACUAAAUCAUCUGACCCUGAGUACUGGAGAGAGAUGGCAGAACAACGCUGUUAA